Leptopilina heterotoma is the source of this 1007-nucleotide messenger RNA. RefSeq lists its product as uncharacterized. Bases 260 to 757 code for a protein of 165 amino acids. The transcript has 2 exons. The record is from RefSeq and is a predicted model, not a curated record. Lineage: Eukaryota; Metazoa; Arthropoda; Insecta; Hymenoptera; Figitidae.
UCAGAGGUUUAUUGUCUGAAAUUAGUCGAAAAAAAUAAAUGCAAACUUGAUUGUCAUUUGUUAAAAAGAUCGUCGUAUCUCGAAGACACUUUUCAAUAUCUUUUUUCCUGUCAUAAUAAAUUUUCCAAGACAUUCUAGAAAGUGUUGUAAAUAUUUAAUUUACAAUUAGGAAAAAAGUAGAUUUAUCAGAAAAUAAUUCUGUAAAUUUCAAAUUAUUUAAUCUCAUUUAUAGAAUUAAAUAUUGUAGGAUGGUUAUAGAAUGAUAUCUCCAGAUUCGUCACCCGACGAAGAAGUCCUAAACGCCUAUGAAAUCAUCAAAUUUAAUGCAGACGAAACUUGGACAUAUAAACCGGGAAAUCCCUAUCGUAAAUCAAAUCAAUCUCUCUGGGUUAAGAUUUGCAAAAUUAAUCAAAGAUAUUUGGAGGAUGAGAAUAGAAAGAUUAGAAGGGUUCAGGACGUUAUUCCUGGAUCGAGAUUGGCAAUGUAUGGAAAUUAUGAAUACAAUGAGGAGCAAGAGAAAAAAUACAAAACAAUUGAGACUAUCAAUGAAAUUGAGGAAUACGAUAAUUUUGAGAAUAAUCAAAUAUCCGAACCUUGGAUGUACCCAGAAGUUGAAGAUCACUUCACCCGGUUAAGCGAACAAAUCUCUCAUAUUGUAUUUAAUAAUCAGUUAGUGUCCUUUAAAAAAAUCAACAAUUUAAAUUCACGGAUGUUUUAUUUCUUUAUUUUCAAAUUUCAAUUUUUAAUUGUACUUUGAAAAAACCUUCGGGGGAAGAAAUAACUUGUCCUAUUUGAGAUUGCAUUUAUACUUUGUGCAAAAAAAGAAUUUUAAAUUUCUCUCCGAAAUUUGAUUUCCUGAAUUCCUAAAAAGAAGCCACUUCUUUAAAUUUUACAAUUAUAAAAAUGUUUCGUCAUAUUUUUCACGUUGGCGAAGUUCACGUUUAUAAUAAACAAUUUAAAGGAAAAAAAAUUGUUUUCUAUUCCAAUUUUGAAAAAAAUUUUUUUUU